AUGGCAUUGCCUGAAAGCCAAGACCACUGGUGUAAAGAAGACAUUGUACAGCUACUGGAGUGCAUGGAGAAUAACCUUCCAUCCAAUGACAGUCACACAUUCAAAACAACCCAGUCACAGAUGGCCUGGGAAAAAGUGGCUUUUAAAGAUUAUUCUGGAGAAAUGUGCAAACUCAAAUGGUUAGAGAUUUCUUAUAGCUUGAGAAAGAUUCGCACUUUGAAGGAAUUAGUCCUGGAAGCUAAGGAACGUGUUAAAAAUUCCUACAAAAGAAAAAAACGCAAGAAACAUCCAGACUUGCCUAAGAAGCCCCUGACAUCUUACCUCCGUUUCUUCAAGGAGAAGAGGCUCCAGUGCUCCCAAAAACACCCUGAGCUGAACAACCAGGAGCUGACCAAGGUCCUGUCUAAGGAAUACAAGGCGCUCCCAGAGCAGAUGAAGCUGAAAUAUAUUCAAGAUUUCCAGAAGGAGAAACAGGAGUUUGAGGAGAAAUUGGCUCAGUUCAGGAAAGACCACCCUGAUGUAGUCCAGAAUUCCAAGAAAUCUGUCAUCUCUAAGAGGAGUCCACCCAAAGCCCAAAAGAAAUUUCAGGGAAAUGUAAGAGAAGUGAAGUCUCCCCCAGAAAACUAUCUUUCUGAGAAGAUGGAAUUCUCUGGAGAGCCCAAGAAGCCCCCAAUGAACGAAUACCACAAGUUCUACCAGGAUUUGUGGUCAAGCCAGGAGCUGCAAGACUUGCCCCUGAGGGAGCGCAUGGUGGAGAUUGGCAGACGCUGGCAGCGCGUCCCGCAGAGCCAGAAGGGACAAUAUAAGAAGCAGGCUGAGGAGCUGCAGGCACAGUACAAGGUGGACCUGGCUCACUGGCUCAGGAGUCUGUCUCCUGAAGAAUAUGCUGUGUACAGAGAGAGAACCUAUACCAAGCGUGAGAACAUGAACAUGAACGGAGGCCCGCAUCCCAAGAUCAGACGGACAGACCUGCAGGCUCCAUCAGCAAGGAGUCUGCAAGAAGGGCUUGGACAGGAGCAGGGCCUGCAGGCUCCUGAGACAGAAUCGUCAGAGGCUAUUGGGAGCCAUUCUCAUUUCUCACAGGGAUCAGAAGAAGACAAGGAAGAUGGGGGAAAGGUAGAAGGCAGGAGCUCCUUGGACUCCUGCAAUGGAGAUGAAGAUGAAGAAAGUGAGCCUGAGGAUGGUGGCUCUGACUCAUCUUCCCCAGGGGACACUUAUGACUCAGACUCCGACUGA
Messenger RNA from Hipposideros armiger (great roundleaf bat), 1236 nucleotides. It is a transcript of the gene UBTFL1, whose product is annotated as upstream binding transcription factor like 1. The record is from RefSeq and is a predicted model, not a curated record. The transcript has a single exon. Lineage: Eukaryota; Metazoa; Chordata; Mammalia; Chiroptera; Hipposideridae. The coding region runs from base 1 to 1236 and encodes 411 amino acids.